Messenger RNA from Nematostella vectensis (starlet sea anemone), 2828 nucleotides. RefSeq lists its product as uncharacterized. Bases 280 to 1182 code for a protein of 300 amino acids. Lineage: Eukaryota; Metazoa; Cnidaria; Anthozoa; Actiniaria; Edwardsiidae. The transcript is spliced from 2 exons. The record is from RefSeq and is a predicted model, not a curated record.
UUUCAAGUGUCGCCAAAAAUAAUUACCUGUGGAGCAAAGUAAACGAUACCCUGGUUCCAUAGCCUCGAACGUCUGUCUACCUCGCUUGCCACAAAAUAGACAAAUAGAGAGACGUUCGAGGCUCUCGCUGGCCACUAAAUAGAGAGACGUUCGAGGCUGUCGCUGGCCACUAAAUAGAGAGACGUUCGAGGCUCUCGCUGGCCACUAAAUAGAGAGACGUUCUAGACUCUCGCUGGCCACUUAGAGAGACGUUCGAGGCUCUGGAACCAGGAACCAGAAAUGACUACAAUCAAGAUGUACGAGAACGCACUUCUUGGAAUUUCAAUCGCUCUUUUGCUCUUCAUGGUCGUCCUUCUUGUCUUAAGUGUCAUGCUAUUCUCGCGCUUCCGUCUGCUGAAACAUCAAGUUGAAAGACUGCUUAAUGCUGACAAAAAUACUAUACCUAUGGAUGUACUGGCCAGAACGGAUGGAUCUAUACCAAAGAAUCAAUACGUGCAUAAUAAGAACACGCAUUUAAGUGUAAAGCGCCAGAACUCACAGGAAAGUGUAGUUAACGUCCCGAGUCCUGAUCCUAAACGACGGUCAAUGCUGAAUUCCCAGGGAAGCAAUGAUAGCAGCCACUCACUUAAUCGAACAUCCGGGUAUUCCCAUCAGUCCGGAGACUCGAACCCAACCUUCUCAGAAUGGACUGAAGAGCAAAGUGCGGGCUCGUCCCGUCAUUCUACGGGAUGUCAGGAAUCACUCGAGGCAUCACACAAUGCUCGCAUGGAAACCAUGGCAAUAGGUAUGAUUGACAUCAGCUACGAAGAGAGGCAAGAAAUUGUGCGAAGAAGCAGGUUAUCUAAGAAUUUCGAUAGAGAAUUUAAGGACAUCCAAAAAGAAGUUCCCAUUAGUUAUAACAAUCCGGGAUUUCAGAUGUCACCUGGGCCGAGCGAGCCUGGAGACUGGGGUCGAGCUUCUGUUUCGGAUGACCAGUCGAUAGCGCAGGCUCAACAAGGCACGUGCUUUAGGUAUGGCGAAGAAAACGCAGGCAUGGUGGGCGAGGAAGCGACGGAUGAAAAUAUUUACGACUUACCACCAGAUGAACCAGACGAGGAGGCUGUAAAUGAACCUAUCUAUAUGAAUUAUGGACAGAUGCGGCAACAAGUUGAGUUGGACAUGGGUGAAGACUUUCCUGCGUGACAGUGGACACCUAGAUACGUUCACAAUUAUAAGAAAAUACAUCUCACACCCUGGACAUAAGAUUUUCUUGCGUGAUAUGGGAACGCCUAUCUAUUAAAACGAUUAGCCUCGUUCCCAGGCGUCUUGUGACAGCCAAGCGUUGUCAAACAUUCUCUGCGAUAAGCUUCAUGGCAAGCGGCAAAUCAAAAGUGACGUCUUAACUGACACGCCGCUCAGCCAAUAGAAGCCAGGGAACGAGGCUAUCAAACGAUCACACUAGAUGGGAUAAGCAUGUGACACCCUGAACAUGUUUUGUUGCCCGUGUGAAUGAAGAUUUGUGUGCCACCUCGUGUCAUCUCGCUCCUAUUCUAAUGACCUGUUUACAAGAGGUAAACAGGUGGAGUAAGAUGCUUGCUGAAAUAAAGACGUAUUGAACCACAACAAGAAAAGGAUCGCGUAUUUUAUACGCGAUAUCAGACUUUGGGUUUGGUGACCCAGACACUUUAGCAUGGGUAACCAUGAAUAACAGGAAAAAGCAGAACACGACGAAUUUUGAAAAUUUGGGCAUAUUCAUCAAAAUAGAUAGCAAAUAAGAAAAUGGCUUACUAAUUCUGGUAAAAAUAUAAGCAACAAAAUGUACAUACAUAAAGCUUCAAUCAAUCAAUCAUCAAUCAAUGCAAAUAGUUUUUAAUUUAAAUACUCUGUUUGCUGAAUGAAUGAUGGAGAGGUAAAAUAUUUUUUUAGUUAAUAAGAAUUUAUUUUAGAUGUGCAGGAACGAAAAAUAUAUAUUCUUUGCCGUUUGUGAGACAGCAAAAUAUUCUAAACUCGACGUAAAUUGUGCGAUUUUCACGGCAACACAGUGGCUCUUUGUUUCUAUCUCUAUGAAAUUACCGGAUCUUAGCACUUCACUUCCGAUUCGCGUUUCUGGGUUGUCGCUUGUAAAUACGCUCUUUAUUUCAAGCCUUCGUCGUAUCGGCCCAGUACUGCGGGCUCACAGAAACGCGCAGGAAAUCGAGCCUCUAGUUAUUCAUUUGUAUAUACAAAAUCAACGGGAGUUGUCAAACCGCAAAAAGUACAACCGAGGAACACUAAGGAAAAGCUGUUAGCAGGGUAUUCUCUCACCCCAUCGUUCCAAAAUGUGUGAUUUUUUUUGUUUUGACAUAAAAUCUGAUUAAUUUUUUUUUGACGUUUACUUUAUAAAUGACGUUUUGAUUCAGUUUGUAUGUACCAGAGGCUUGAGCUUCACUUAGUGUCACGCUGGUCUUGACUACCACCGGCGUGACAGUAAACUAGUGAAGCUCGAGGCUGGUACACAGGGUACGUUUUGAUGGAUUGAUUGUGCUAUUUCAAUCAUUGCAGUCAAUGCAUGUUCUUAGCAGACAUGAGGUAUAAGCUUACGGAGCCUAAAAGAUGUUUCUCAAAAGUACACUGUAACUUUCUAUGGAGGUUAUUAAUACAAGCUGGCUAUCUUAUGGGCCUUGUCUUAACACACCUUUUGUCCGAAUUUGCGCGACAGUUUACUAUGUUUUAUAGAUCGUUUAUUUUAAAAUAACAAAUAAAAUAUCAAAGUUAACUAUAUGGAAAUCUAGAUCCGCUUAAUGGCCAAUCAGUUAGUGUCUUGGAAGAGUGUACACGAUAUUUAAUAAGGGAUGAACCAGAAGAAAAGU